GUUUAAUUUUCAGGCUCAUUAUCGCGGCAUUUUUUCCAGAUUGCGUUUCAUGUCGUGAAUAAACAUACUUAUCUAUUUAUAGUCGACGCGUUCAGUUGUUGUCCGACUUGUGGCUCGUGCGCAUCGCACUAUAAGUGCGUGAUUAGUGCUUGUUCAUUGAUUGUCGAUAGUGCGUGCUCCAACAAACCACGAGACUUGAUCGAAAAGUGUUUACUUAUACCAAUUUAUCGCAAUCAUGUCGAAUUCUGCAUCGUUGGCAUAUGGUACGUUUGAUGCGCGUCCUUCGCACAAGGAUCGCCUCAGUAACAUUUGGAAAGAAUUUUCGCACGUACCCGCAUUAGCCCUGAUAGUUUUAAUGCUUUGGGCAGUUGGUUAUGCGUUAUUCGGCAAUGAAAUUAUUGGAAUUCAUAGCCAACUAUUUAGUUUAGCGGUGCUGUUUAUAUCAGCAAAAAUAGUUGGGUAUAUUUUUGGCCAAGCACGCUUACCACCCAUGAUUGGCAUGUUGUUAAUGGGAGUUCUCUUAAGAAAUGUAAACUUUCUUGAAAUUUCCGGCGGAUAUCGAAAGUUUGCAGCCGUUCUUCGACAAUUAGCACUGGUAAACAUAAUGCUUCCAGCCGGUUUAGGGCUAGAUCCCAAGGCGCUGAAGAAACUUACCGGGAUGAUUCUCAACUUAUCGAUUGUUCCCGUCGCUGCUGAAGUAGGAGCUCUCACGCUGACAGGGUACUACCUCCUGGACUUACCACUCAUCUGGUCGGCACUUCUUGGACUAUUGUUGGCAGCGGUCUCACCGGCGGUGAUCAUUCCAUGCCUCUUCCAACUGCAAGAUGAAGGAUACGGGGUCGACAAGGGUAUCCACACGUUGGUCAUCGCGGCGUCUACCUUCAACGACAUCAUUUGCAUCGCGUUGUUCGGAAUACUUAUUGGGGUGAUCUUUAGCACCGGUACUCUGUUAAUGCAGGUAUUACACGGACCGAUUGUGUUGGCUCUCGGGUUGACUUACGGAAUUAUUUGGGGUUUGGUGUGUUCCUACGUACCGAAUGUAAAACACGAAUAUGCCGUAACCCUGAGAACUUUACUUUUGAGUUCUGGGUGUGUACUAUCCGCUUUGGGAAGUGAUGCUAUCGGUUACGGUGGAGCAGGUGCUCUCGGAUGUAUCGUAGCUGCGUUUGUUGCAAGUUUAAAAUGGCGGUCCGAAGGUUGGGACAAUAAUAAUCCUGUGAGAAUGAACUUUAUCUUGCUGUGGAAGUUCUUCGAACCGAUAUCAUUCGGUUUAAUCGGCAUGGAAAUCAACUUUUCUGUCCUUGAAGGUGAUACAGUCUUGUACGGCACGAUCGCAAUGACCGCCGCACUGAUAAUACGAAUGGUUGUUUCGUUUGCAUGCACGCAAUGCACUAACUUCAAUUUGAAGGAACAUAUAUUCGUCGCGACGUGUUGGAUACCAAAAGCUACGGUUCAGGCCGCGUUGGGACCAAUGGCUUUAGACCUCGCAAGGGACAACGACGACCCCACAUUUACAACAUUCGCGAAUACUAUGGUAAUCGUAGCGGUGAUGUCAAUUUUAAUCACAUCACCAAUCGGCGCUAUUCUUAUCAUGCGUUUGGGCCCAAAGUUUCUUCACAAAAGCGAAGGAAACUUCUUGGACACCAUUCCAGCGGCUGCUCCUCAGGAAAACCACGAAACUGCUACUUAAGUACUUAAAUCUACCUCAAAAACUCAAUUUUCAAAAGAUAUAUUUUAUAUACAAUUGUAUUAAAUUCCAUUUAAAUAAAAAUAAAACGCCGGAUACUUACAGUGAUCAUAUACAAUGAUCAUCUCCUGUAUCUGUAGCGUUUGAAAUGGAACCACA
This is a messenger RNA of Dalotia coriaria, 1846 nucleotides long. RefSeq names its product sodium/hydrogen exchanger 9B2-like. Gene Ontology annotation, cellular component: membrane. The coding region runs from base 236 to 1690 and encodes 484 amino acids. NCBI's taxonomy places the organism in Eukaryota, Metazoa, Arthropoda, Insecta, Coleoptera, Staphylinidae. Gene Ontology annotation, biological process: proton transmembrane transport. The record is from RefSeq and is a predicted model, not a curated record. The transcript is spliced from 6 exons. Gene Ontology annotation, molecular function: antiporter activity.